Messenger RNA from Apaloderma vittatum (bar-tailed trogon), 1434 nucleotides. RefSeq names its product transmembrane protein 181 (gene TMEM181). The record is from RefSeq and is a predicted model, not a curated record. Bases 1 to 1434 code for a protein of 477 amino acids. Gene Ontology annotation, molecular function: toxic substance binding. The transcript has 17 exons. NCBI's taxonomy places the organism in Eukaryota, Metazoa, Chordata, Aves, Trogoniformes, Trogonidae.
AUGGACAGGCUGGCACCGAUGCGGUUAUAUACGCUGUCCAAACGACAUUUUGUUCUGGUCUUCGUAGUAUUCUUUGUUUGUUUUGGUCUGACGGUCUUCAUAGGAAUAGCAGGUCCUAAUGUAAUUGAAACUUCUGUAGCAAGAGCCGACUUAAAUAACAGCCUAAAGCUGAAGCCAUUCAAUUUAAGUUCGCCACCACUGUCUACUUACAAUCAGCAGCUGUGGCUGACCUGCAUAGUUGAGUUGGAUCAGCAUGAUGUAUCCCUCAAAAAGAAUGUUACUAUGACGGUCAAAGUACUUGGGGUGGUGAAGGAUGGAAGCACACCAUAUGUUAAUAAUCAAGUUCACAAUCGGACAAGAUUACUCAGUUGUUCACAAAAAUGCAGCGAAAUCAUUGUUGCUCACCUUGGCUACCUGAACUACACUCAGUACAACAUCUUUGUUAGCUUUCAAGAUCUAAAUAAGUUAACAUACACCAUCCAGAAUAUUACUUUCACAUGGAAGACCUACAAUCCAACUUUUUCACAAGUGGAAAUAUGGUUCCGAUUUGUCUUUGUAGUUCUUACUUUUAUGGUCACGUGUCUGUUUGCACAUUCCCUGAGGAAAUUCUCCAUGAGAGACUGGGGUAUUGAACAGAAAUGGAUGUCCAUCCUUCUUCCCCUCCUGCUACUUUACAAUGAUCCAUUUUUCCCCCUUUCUUUUCUGGUGAACAGCUGGUUUCCUGGAAUGCUGGAUGAUCUGUUCCAGUCACUGUUUCUGUGUGCGUUGUUGUUGUUCUGGCUUUGCGUCUACCACGGUAUAAGAGUACAGGGGGAAAGGAAGUGCUUAACUUUCUAUCUGCCCAAAUUCUUUAUUGUUGGGCUGUUGUGGCUGGCCUCUGUUACACUGGGAAUAUGGCAAACUGUUAACGCAGUGCAUGAUCCUACAUAUCAAUACAGGGUUGAUACAGGUAAUUUCCAGGGAAUGAAAAUCUUCUUCCUUGUGGUGGCAACCACAUACAUUCUCUACCUUUUGUUCCUGAUAGUGAGGGCAUGCUCAGAACUUCGUAACAUGCCUUAUGUUGAUCUCAGGUUAAAAUUCUUGACUGCAUUAACCUUUGUAGUGCUUGUCAUUAGCAUUGUUAUACUUUACCUACGCUUUGGAGCACAAGUUCUACAGGACAACUUUGUUGCUGAGCUGUCGACUCAUUAUCAGAAUUCAGCCGAAUUCUUAUCAUUUUAUGGUUUAUUGAACUUCUAUCUCUACACGUUAGCCUUUGUGUAUUCACCCUCCAAGAAUGCAUUAUAUGAAUCACAGUUGAAAGACAAUCCUGCUUUUUCUAUGCUGAAUGAUUCAGAUGAUGAUGUGAUAUAUGGGAGCGACUAUGAAGAAAUGCCACUUCAGAACGGCCAAGCUAUUAGAGCCAAGUAUAAAGAGGAAUCGGACAGUGAUUGA